Messenger RNA from Salvia miltiorrhiza (redroot sage), 965 nucleotides. RefSeq names its product protein STAY-GREEN homolog, chloroplastic-like. Lineage: Eukaryota; Viridiplantae; Streptophyta; Magnoliopsida; Lamiales; Lamiaceae. Bases 141 to 869 code for a protein of 242 amino acids. The transcript is spliced from 3 exons. The record is from RefSeq and is a predicted model, not a curated record.
AAGCAAGAGAAGCUCUCAAAUCUAUUUUAAGCAGCAGCGCCCCUUAUUUUUUUUCUUCAUUCCCUUCAAUUCGAUUCCACAUUCACAAGCAUAAUUAAGUUAUCUUCUGUGUGUGUGUGUGUGUCUGUUUCUUCCUUGAUAUGGUGACAUUAGAAACAGCUUUACUUCCAUCAAAGCUAAGGCUGUCGUCCCCGCCCUUUACACAAGAAAAUUGCUCUUCCUUUCUUCGCAGUGCCUCUAGAAAAUACAAGAAGUAUGAAACCCUAGUCCCAGUGGCAAGGCUGUUGGGGCCUGCAGUUUUUGAGGCAUCAAAGCUUAAAGUCGUGUAUGUUAAUAGUGAUGAAGAAAAGUUGCAGCCACCAAAACUUCCGAGAACUUAUACACUUACACACUGUGAUCUCACCGCUAAGCUCACUCUUGCAAUCUCAGAAAGCAUUAACACUCGUCAGUUACAAGGAUGGUACAACAGACUACAGAGAGAUGAAGUGGUGGGUGUUUGGAGGAAGAUCAAAGGGAAAAUGUCGCUGCACGUUCAUUGCCACAUCAGCGGUGGUCAUUUCCUCUUGGACAUUUUGGCUAAGCUCAGAUAUCAGAUCUUCUGCAAAGAACUCCCUAUGGUGCUCAAGGCAUUUGUGCAUGGAGAUGAGAAGUUGUUCAAGAAGUACCCAGAGAUGGAGGAGGCCUUGGCCUGGAUCUACUUCCAUUCGAACAUUCCAGAAUUCAACAGGGUCGAGUGCUGGGGCCCACUAUACUUGGCUACUGGUGGGCCUCAUAACCACAACAUCCAUGACAUGCAUCACCAGCCCUGUCAACAUUGCUGCACGUGUUGCACACCUAAUGUGUCCAAACCACCUGGCCCCACCCUUUGACUGCACCAAUUUCUUUUUUUCAAACUCUAUUUUAUAUUGUCGUUGGUUUGUAUGAACUCCAUUAUUAUUAUUAUUAUUAUUAUUAUUAUUCUUUUU